Messenger RNA from Argiope bruennichi, 3049 nucleotides. RefSeq names its product zinc finger protein 91-like. Gene Ontology annotation, biological process: regulation of transcription by RNA polymerase II. The coding region runs from base 319 to 2379 and encodes 686 amino acids. Gene Ontology annotation, molecular function: RNA polymerase II cis-regulatory region sequence-specific DNA binding; DNA-binding transcription factor activity. The record is from RefSeq and is a predicted model, not a curated record. The transcript has a single exon. NCBI's taxonomy places the organism in Eukaryota, Metazoa, Arthropoda, Arachnida, Araneae, Araneidae.
UCGAGUCGUUGCUUCGACAUUAUGAUUAUCUUUGCUUUUUCUUCAGUUAUAUAACAAUAAUUUAUAUUUUGCAUGUGAAUAAUCUUAUGGAUCUACAUGGUUGAACAGCAAGGAUGAAGUGUGUAAUCUAAGUUUUCUUAAAUAGUUUGAUUGAUUUUCAAAAUUCGUUAUAUCAUUGGAUGUCAAACAUCAUUUCGUGUGAAGUAAGUGUUGAUAAUGAAAUGUGUUCUCAUACAUGAUCAUUAGUCUAAAGCUGCUUCAUCCAGAUUUCCAAAAAAUAUCAAAUAAUAAUUUAUUUUUUUAAAUUAUCUACUGAGAAUGAAGACAGUACCCAAUUCCAGUCUUGCUUGUACUGAUAGUAAGUCGAAUGAUAUUAAUUCUAAUAAAUGUGAUGUAGUCAGUAAUAAAGAUAUUCUUGAUUGUCAAAUUAUUUAUGACAAUCAAGAUUUAUCUACUGUGUGCCCUCUGUGUAAUAAAAAAUGUAGAACUAGAAAUGUGAUUCGAUACCAUAUGUUGACUCAUACUAAAGAAAAUCCAUUUUCAUGUUAUCAGUGCAACAAGCAAUUUCCAUUGCGUUGUCAUUUAAAUGAACACAUUCUUACACACAGAAAUGAAAAAUCUUAUUUGUGUGAAAUAUGCAGUAAAGUGUUUUCUUCUGGAAGUGCAUUACGCUAUCAUACAUUUGUACAUAUGAAUGAAAAAAACUAUAAAUGUAAUCAGUGCAAAAAAACAUUCUUUCAAAAAUGCCAACUAAUGUCACACAAGCGUACACAUUCAAAAGAAAAAUCAUACAUAUACAGUAUAUGUCAAAAAGAAUUUUCUCAAACUAGUAGUCUUAAUGCACAUUUACUGACUCAUUCUAAGAAAAAACCUUAUAUUUGUAAGAUCUGUCAGAAAUCAUUUUCUCAGCAAGGUAAUUUAAAUUUGCAUUUGCUCAUUCACUCUAAAGAAAAGCCACAUAUUUGUGAUGAAUGUGGCAAAGCAUUUACUCAAAAAGGUAAUCUGAAAACACAUUUGCUGACUCAUUCUAAGAAAAGAUCCUAUGUAUGUAAGAUUUGUCAGAAAUCAUUUUCUCAGCAAUGUAAUUUAAAUUCACAUUUACUUGUUCACACUAAAGAAAAGCCACAUGCUUGCGAUGAAUGUGGCAAAGCAUUUACUCAAAAAGGUAAUCUGAAAACACAUUUGCUGACUCAUUCUGAAAAAAGGCCCUAUAUGCGUAAGAUCUGUCAGAAAUCAUUUUCCCAACAAAGUAAUUUAAACUCGCAUUUACUUAUGCAUACUAAAGAAAAGCCACAUGUUUGUGAUGAAUGUGGCAAAGCAUUUACUCAAAAAGGUAAUCUGAAAACACAUUUGCUGACUCAUUCUAAGAAAAAAUCCUAUGUAUGUAAGAUUUGUCAGAAAUCAUUUUCUCAGCAAUGUAAUUUAAAUUCACAUUUACUUGUUCACACUAAAGAAAAGCCACAUGUUUGUGAUGAAUGUGGCAAAGCAUUUACUCAAAAAGGUAAUCUGAAAACACAUUUGCUGACUCAUUCUGAAAAAAGGCCCUAUAUGUGUAAGAUCUGUCAGAAAUCAUUUUCCCAACAAAGUAAUUUAAACUCGCAUUUACUUAUGCAUACUAAAGAAAAGCCACAUGUUUGUGAUGAAUGUGGCAAAGCAUUUACUCAAAAAGGUAAUCUGAAAACACAUUUGCUGACUCAUUCUGAAAAAAGGCCCUAUAUGUGUAAGAUCUGUCAGAAAUCAUUUUCCCAACAAAGUAAUUUAAACUCGCAUUUACUUAUGCAUACUAAAGAAAAGCCACAUGUUUGUGAUGAAUGUGGCAAAGCAUUUACUCAAAAAGGUAAUCUGAAAACACAUUUGCUGACUCAUUCUAAGAAAAAAUCCUAUGUAUGUAAGAUUUGUCAGAAAUCAUUUUCUCAGCAAUGUAAUUUAAAUUCACAUUUACGUGUUCACACUAAAGAAAAGCCACAUGUUUGUGUUGAAUGUGGCAAAGCAUUUACUCAAAAAGGUAAUCUGAAAACACAUUUGCUGACUCAUUCUGAAAAAAGGCCCUAUAUGUGUAAGAUCUGUCAGAAAUCAUUUUCUCAACAAAGUAAUUUAAACUCGCAUUUACUUAUGCAUACUAAAGAAAAGCCACAUGUUUGUGAUGAAUGUGGCAAAACAUUUUCUCAAAGAGGUAAUCUGAAAAUACAUUUACUUACUCAUACAAAAGUAAGACUACAUACAUGCGUUUUUUGUGAAAAAUCAUUUUUACAAAAGAGCCAUAUGUAUUCUCAUCUCCGUAUGCAUACUACAGAGAAACCCUAUAAAUGUGAAGUGUGUGCUAAAGCAUUUUCUCAGAAAGGUAAUCUGAAAACACAUUUGCGUAUUCAUAGUGUGUAACACAUUAUUUUACUUAAAAAAGUAUAAUUGCAUAUUUGUUAGUGUGAAAAAUCAUUUUUACAAAAAGGUACUAUGUAAUUUCAUCUUUGUAUACAUAUUGAGACAUGUAGAAUUGCAUGUAUGUGUUUUUUAUAAAAAAUCAUUUUUGCAAUAUAUAUAUAUAAUAUUCUGAUCUCUUUAUGCAUACUAAAGAGAAACCCCAGAAUUAUGAAGUGAAUGUUGAAGCAUUUUCUCAUAAAAGUAUUUUGAAAACACAUUUGUAUACUCAUAUUAUGGAACAUAUUAAUUUACUAAUAUAAGUAAAAUUACUUAUUUGUUUUUAUGAAAAAUCAUGUUUUACAAAAAGGCAAUAUUUAUUUCCAUCUUUGUAGGUAUAGUGGAACAUAUGCAGAGUAUGUUAAAGCAUAUUCACUCAAACCUUAAAAAGCCAUUUAAAGAUUAAUUCUAAGGAAAAAGUUCUUAAUCCAAAUGUUGAAAUAAUUACCUGUAAUUGAAAGUAUCAUUAUUUAAAUUUUAUUAUCUUAAAGUUAUUAUUUAACCUUUUUGUAAAUGAAAGAUUUGUGUUCUGAGAACUUAAAGAAAAAAGUUUGCAUAAAUAAAAUUUGUUGAGGGAUAAAUAAAAAUUAAAUUUGAAGGAUUAUUCCAUUUAUGAGAAAAGCAUUUAGGUCAU